AUGAUGCUGAGAAAGAUUGCUGGAAGAAUACAAAGUGGAACAUCAUCAAAAAGAUUUAAACUUUUAUGCAACAAACACUUGUACUCCACAAACAACAAACAAGUGAGCAUUGAAGCAAACAAUAAUGGAGAAAAAAAGAGUGAUGGAUCUUUAACUCACCAUGACUCGUAUCGAGACCUUGAGAAGCUUGAUUUCAUGACUGCUGCCAAGAUUCUUUUCACCACUCCACCUAAACAGAAGAAAUUCGGGGUUGAUUUUCAUCUGGUUCAACUCUUUUUCGUUUGCUUACCUUCACUUGCUGUCUAUUUGGUUGCACAAUAUGCACGUCAUGAAAUGAAGAAAAUGGAUGCAGAAUUGGAGAGGAGACAGAUAGAAGAGGCGAAGAAGAUGAAGGAGAAAGAAGGGGAAGUGUUAAAGUCUAAUCCACAGUUAAUGGAGGUGAAAGAGAGACUUGAUAGCUUGGAAAAAACUGUUAAGGAAAUUGUAAUGGAAUCAAAAUUCCAACGAAGUGUAAAAGUUGAAGGUGAAAUACCACAGAAGAAAAUGGCGGAUGAGAAAAAAGAAAGAAAUGGUGGUGAUAAUAUUAAUAUUAAUCAGAAGGUGGCAAAAGGUGGAAGCAAUGAGAAGUAGAGUAGAGGCCAAUUUCUCUGAUUUUGGGUUUUGAUUGUUAAUGUUAAGGAGUAAAGUUUUAGUUACUGUUGUAAUUAUUUAUGCACCCUAGGAGAGGAGGGUUUUUAUAUUUUAUCCUUAUUUCAAGGAGUAACUUUUGUGAGUUGAGACAUUCAGAGGGAAUUUAUUGGGGAUUUCACGAUUUCAUUACAUGAUAUGUGUUUGGGUGUUUGGUUUUGGGGAAUUUGGGAGAAUAUGGAU
This is a messenger RNA of Lactuca virosa, 870 nucleotides long. The record is from the annotation of a GenBank genome assembly. NCBI's taxonomy places the organism in Eukaryota, Viridiplantae, Streptophyta, Magnoliopsida, Asterales, Asteraceae.